This is a messenger RNA of Acanthocheilonema viteae, 318 nucleotides long. NCBI's taxonomy places the organism in Eukaryota, Metazoa, Nematoda, Chromadorea, Rhabditida, Onchocercidae. The record is from the annotation of a GenBank genome assembly.
GCAAUGGAACUGUUACAGAACGCUUUGAAGAUUUCACCAAACAAUGCCGCCUGCAGAUUUUAUCGUGCUCGUUUGCUGUAUGAAAUGCAUGAUUAUGCUCAAUGUCUUGAGGAAUUAAAUGAUUUAAAACUUAUUGCUCACGAUGAAGCGCAGGUAUUUUUCCUUCUGGGUCGCGUACAUAAAAAGCUUGGUGACACACAUCUAGCGUUAUUAAACUUUAGUUUGGCAGCCGAAAUGGAUCCCCGUGGAGAACAAAGUCGCAAUAACUUUACUGAUGCACCCUAUGAUGACGAACCUUCCUCUCCUCAUUCUGAAUGA